AUGACGCUGAAUUGCGCGCGAGAGGCAAAAAAGACCAAAGGUGUUUACCCACGUGCGUGUUGUUUCGCGUUGGACGUUUCGCGUGUGUGUUGACUGCAAAAUCAGCCGGGGAUGGCCUCAGUACCGUGUGACACAUUUCACAGAAACAUCGAUGACAUCAAACGCUGCAAAGAUGACUCCCUGGUCCUGGCAUGCAACAACCUGUAUGGCACUAAGUGGGAGGGCUCGGUGCGCAUCUACGAGAAGCGGGAGGACAUUCCGAGCCUGGAGAAAUGUGUGGCCUCGGUGAACACCGACUCGACCGUGGCCGACAUCGUACCCUUGAACCCGGGCCGCUUCAUGCUGGGCCUCGACUCCGGUGGUGUGGAGAUGAUCCAGCUGGCACAGGAAGAGCCCCGUCUGUUGGACACUGUGUUCUACAAGCGUGAUCACGACAGCGGUGUCACCUCCCUGGCUCUGUCACCCGACGGACGGUGGCUGGCCUCCACCGGAUGGGAUUACGCGAUCAAAGUGUGGGACAUGAGCUCCAUGGAGUGCUCCAAGACAUACGUGACAGCACACUGUGAUGCGGUCUGGAAGGUGGUCUUCUCCACAGACCCCAACGUCUUCCUCUCCUGCAGCAAGGACAGGAAGGUGAAGUCUUGGGACAUGAGGCUGAGUAAGCCGGCCACUGUACUAGCUGACGAUGCCUGUGGCCCAACCACACUCGACUGGCAGCCCCUGAGUGCCAGCAGCUAUGCCGUUGGCCAGCUGUCGGGGGCCGUGGCGGUGCGUGACCUCCGGCAGCCCAAUCAGGAUGUGCUCCACAUGGAGUUGAGUGACAGGCCACUGCACCGAAUUCUCUUCUGCCCGGAAACGCCAAGUUUGUUGGCGGUGUGCGCUGACGACUCGAUUGUGCGAGUGGUUGAUGUGUCGAAGACAGAGGACAACAUCAUCUACAACAGUGAGGAGCACACCGAGUUCGUGCGAGGCCUGUGUUGGACGGGCGAGCACACGCUUCUGUCUGCUGCUUGGGAUGGCCGAGUCCUGCAGCAUUCGGUUGGACCCUCACCUGAGAGUGGAGAUGCGCCACCCUCUGCUGGCGCUCAAUAAUAAACAUAUUUCCUUGUAAAGACGGAACUACUGACUUGGUCUU
Molecule: messenger RNA, 1135 nt
Organism: Rhipicephalus sanguineus (brown dog tick)
Lineage: Eukaryota; Metazoa; Arthropoda; Arachnida; Ixodida; Ixodidae
Product: methylosome protein 50
Exons: 9
Coding region: 112-1092 (326 amino acids)
Biological process (GO): oocyte axis specification
Cellular component (GO): methylosome
Molecular function (GO): protein binding
Source: RefSeq, a predicted model, not a curated record